Messenger RNA from Paramacrobiotus metropolitanus, 2434 nucleotides. RefSeq names its product fibroblast growth factor receptor-like. The record is from RefSeq and is a predicted model, not a curated record. Gene Ontology annotation, biological process: protein phosphorylation; cell surface receptor protein tyrosine kinase signaling pathway; multicellular organism development. Gene Ontology annotation, molecular function: hydrolase activity, hydrolyzing O-glycosyl compounds; transmembrane receptor protein tyrosine kinase activity; ATP binding. The transcript has 8 exons. The coding region runs from base 256 to 2319 and encodes 687 amino acids. Gene Ontology annotation, cellular component: signaling receptor complex. Lineage: Eukaryota; Metazoa; Tardigrada; Eutardigrada; Parachela; Macrobiotidae.
ACUACAUACAUCGUUAUUGCUGCAAUAUUUUUCCGUCGAGAUUUCGUUUUUGUUCAUUACUUGCUCUAGCUGUCUGAAAACACCGACAACCGAGUCAGCACAGACUGCAGGUGUGCGUACGGUGCAGAUGCCUCCCCAAUUUUCAUGUGCUAAAAUGGAUGUUUAAUUGCAGUCAUCUUUAUACAACAAGCAGCCAAAUGGAAGCAGUAUCUAAAUAGUAACAAAACCUAACAAAGAUCCUUCUCGACAAUAAGCAUGAGUUGGUGUAUCCGGUUCUGCUUGUUGAUCAUCAGCAUUUUGGUGUACCAUGAUGUCCAGGAGACACACACUGAUUCCACGGAUACCAGCGAAAUGGUGGAAGUGUUCCGCGAUGACUUCAACGGCGAUAUGUUAGGCUUGGACUGGGAGGUUAUAGAUAAAUUGCUUCCUCCUCUCACGUAUCCACCGGCGGACCGGCAAAAUAUUCGUCUGCUGAACGGAGAGCUGCGAUUACGUGCAGUGGGGAAGCGGAACGACUCGAAUACCGUGUAUACUUCCCUCAUCGCGAGUACACUAUGGCAGUUUCAGUUUAAGUACGGCGAGAUGACAGUGCGGGCGAAAUUCCCCGCAUAUGGAUCUGAUGUCUUAAUCGGUCUGUACGCUUGCGAGCGUACGCUUACAUCAAAUGCAAGCUGCGCGGUACCUCCUAAGCCGUCUUUAUAUGUGGGAUAUCGCGCAUCGUCCGCCUCAAAGAAUUUGCGGGGCUCCGUAGAUUAUGUAGACAGGAACGAAGCUAGAAGGAGGUCUUAUGGUUUUUACAACGAUAAAGACCUAUCUCUCGAUUUCCACACGCAUAAGCUGGUGUGGACCAGCGAAAAAUUAGAAUGGUACGUGGAUGAACGGUGGGCCCUGAAUUUAACGGUUCCGGGACUGUCCACGUGGCCGACAAUGUACGUCCGCCUGUCAAUACACCCUCGACUUCCUGAAAACACUACAACUGCAAAUAACAACCUACCUGACGAGUUUCGCGUGGACUAUGUUAGCGAAAUCUGGGAAUUCAGGCCUCGACUUUCACGUAAAAAGUUGUUUAAUGUUUCUGCUGUGCCGCUCACUUUGGGAAUCGUACUCCCCAUUGUCGCCCUAACGGCCGCUGUUGUGCUGUGCUGGCUUGCAUUUCGACGAUACAAAGCCAAAAGCUUUGGUCACUAUGACGGGACAUUUCCUCAAAGCACUCAUUUUCUAAGCUCGACGCAACGCUUACACGAUAUAUCGCAGCUGGAUUACGGCUUGAUUGUGAGGGAUUUAACAUCGCAUCCCCGUAUUCGUCCGUUAAUCAUUCCUUCGGUCGGAUUGCAGUUGGCCGAGAAUAUCCUGGCGAGCACUGCCACAAACAUCACGCGGGACGGAUACGCUGUCGGUCUUUGUCCACCAAGUCAAGGCCCGAACGCAAGAAAGGUUAUGGUAAAGAGCGCGCUAUUGCCGAAUAACCCUUCACAUGUUCGGCCACUCGUUCGCGAACUUGAAACUUUAGCCAAUGUUGGACGCCAUUCAAACAUCAUCCAGGCACUUGGAGCUGUAUUAACAGACGAGGUUCUGAUACUGUUGGAAUAUUCUGCGUUGGGAUCCCUAACAAAUUUCCUGCGAAAACGUUGCCGGGUAGCUUUUACUAACCUGGUGGAUUCAAGUGGAAAUAUUAUUCCGCGGCAGAAUUGUCCUACAACCCAAUCGACUGAGGAAGAUGUUGUUCUGGGCUCCGUAUCUCUCGAGAAUGUCGCGCCGGAAGAUCGUGUGCCUUCGACGCAUACGCUGUUGCGCUUUGCGUAUCAAAUCAGCCGAGGCAUGGAGUACCUAAGCAACCAACGUAUCAUACACCGAGAUCUAGCGGCUCGCAAUAUCCUUCUUUUCGAAGGAGAAGUGGCCAAAGUAGCCGGGUUUGGGAUGUCCCGGCCGGGAACCGAAUACGUUUCUGAUGACAUGCAGGAGGAUCUGCCGGUGCGCUGGAUGCCGCCCGAAGCCAUGGCGGAAAGAAUAUUCUCUCUCAAAUCAGACGUUUGGUCUUUCGGGAUAAUGGUGUGGGAGAUAUUCAGUCUAGGCGUGGAACCUUAUGUUGGCACGCAGGCCAUUCGCGGACGCACUAUUGGUGACUUCCUAGCGGCAUUGAGGGGCGGAUUCCGUCUGGAUAUGCCACCAACUUGCCCAUUGGUUAUGUACAAACUCAUGACUCGGUGCUGGCAACUAUCACCCAAAGAUCGUCCGGAAUUUGUUGAGAUCAGAGAAAGUUUGCAAAACAUCGUCGGCGAAGACUCGCGAGGGAUAUACCUUGGACUUCACUUCACGUAGAAAAAAUCAAAUAAAAAACUAAAGAAAAAUUUAUUUACAAUUUAUUGCUUAAUCAGCCACUCCAUUACUGCGUUGAAUAUCUUCUACAAACCAUCAAUUCAAGGAUUUCAUUCAA